Molecule: messenger RNA, 5973 nt
Organism: Sceloporus undulatus (fence lizard)
Lineage: Eukaryota; Metazoa; Chordata; Lepidosauria; Squamata; Phrynosomatidae
Gene: PPFIA4
Product: PTPRF interacting protein alpha 4
Biological process (GO): synapse organization
Cellular component (GO): presynaptic active zone
Molecular function (GO): protein binding
Source: RefSeq, a predicted model, not a curated record
CGUUUGGGGUGUUGGAAAAGGCGUGGCCUCGCGGGCGUUUUGGGGGUGUGGCCUCGCGCGAGCCUGGGCGGUUUGGGGGCGUGGCUUCCCGCGAGGAUGAGACAGUUUGGGGCGUGGCCUCGCUGGAGCCACUACUCCGCUGUCGCCUCAGUGGCGAGAAGCUCUUCCUCUCCCGCAGAAGCCGGUGAGUGGCGGUUUUCUCCUGAGGCUGCUGUUUUUUACGAGGCCGAGUCCUUCAGGUCGGUGGCCUCUUUUCCCUUCCCCUUCCGCUGAGGGGAGACACGGCGGCACAGAAGGCAGAAGGCGAGGGGUCUGAUGGGGAGGACUGGCGAGGCUGGGGCGCUUGCCGUGCCGUUACGUGCGGCUGCGGGGAUGUAUGGCGGUUGAGGCGGGCGAGGCGAGCGCGCCACAGGCCUCUCUCUCCCCAUCUGCCCGACUCUGCCGCAGAAGCACGUCAGUCUCCCCCCUCUCUCUCCCACCCUUCCUCCUCCUCCUCCGUUCCGUCGCCGCGGCGGCUCAGGGGCAAGUGAGGCCGAGAGCAGGUGCCUGUACCGGCUGGAGGGGGGGGAGAGGAGAAGCACGUAGAUGCUGCUGCCAACCUUUUGUUCCGCGAGUUCCCGCAACGCCAGGAGGGAUGGAUGCUGCGCCGCUGAAGGGCAGGCAGAGAUGCGGAUGCUAGAUAAAGAAUGAAAGAUGAAGAGUCUUUGGCAAACAAAAUUUGUAUGGAGAGUGGCUAGUUUGCCCAGCGCCACUUGAAACUUCAGAAACUGUUGGCUGAUGCAGCCAAGCUGACUUUUUAUUAACAUUAUUAAGAAAAGGAAAAUGUUUCACAGCCUUUCUAACACCUUUAAAUCUCUCAAGACAGAACUGAUGUUAGUGAUGAAAGAAAACAAUAUAUUUUUCUGAACAACAUAGAGCUCCAUGCCAUGGCAGGGGGCCAUCACUGAAGGGACCUGAAGAAUAUCUGUCAAAGGUUCUUGGAAUGACUCUCACAGGACCAUACUGGCAAUUCACUCUGGGGAUCUUGCUGGCCUUAAUUACUUUAUGUAUUCAACAUUAAUAAUGCUGUAAUGACUUUUCAGACUUUUUAAGGUGUCAUGUAAGCAUAAUUUGUUUGCAAAAUGAAAUGGGAAGUUUAUGGACCUUGCCAUGCAGCCUGCAUAUAACAGCUGCUACAUCCUGCAGUGGGUUACAGUAACCAUGUGACAUUAACUUGCUGUUUCAACAGCAUUAAGACACAUUUUGAGAAGGAAUUCUCUGCCAAAUUCUGAGCUUUCUGUAUCGCAGGACAUUUGCCAAGUCUUGCCAUGAUGUGUGAGGUAAUGCCUACAAUCAGUGAAAGUGACCCCUUGGGGUCACAGCCUGGCUCUGAUUCUGAUGCCAACUUUGAACAGCUGAUGGUGAACAUGCUUGAUGAGAGAGACAAGCUGCUAGAGACACUUCGGGAAACACGUGAGACUCUGUCUGUGACUCAGGGCCGGCUACAGGAGACCUUGCAUGAGCGAGACCAGUUACAGAGACAACUGAACUCUGCUCUACCUCAGGAAUUUGCAACACUGACCAGGGAACUCAAUGCCUGUCGAGAGCAGCUGUUGGAAAGAGAAGAGGAAAUCUCAGAGCUGAAAGCAGAGCGCAAUAACACAAGGCUUUUGUUAGAACACCUGGAGUGCUUGGUCUCAAGGCAUGAACGCUCUCUGAGAAUGACUGUGGUGAAACGACAAGCCCAGUCACCAUCUGGGGUCUCCAGUGAAGUUGAAGUUCUGAAAGCACUGAAAUCUUUGUUUGAACAUCAUAAAGCACUGGAUGAGAAGGUGAGAGAGCGCCUGCGGGCAGCACUGGAACGAGUAGCUACACUGGAAGAACAGCUGUCCAGUGCCCACCAGCAGGUAAGUGCUCUUCAGCAAGGCCCCUGCCAGAGGGAGGCACCUGUGGGAGAAGAUGAAAAAAAGGGUGAAGUUAAAGAAUCAAUGCAGAAGAUACUUUGGAAGGCUUUAGCACAAAAAGAAGAUAUGGAGGAGAGGAUCACUACUCUGGAGAAGCGCUAUCUGGCAGCCCAGAGAGAAGCCACUUCCAUUCAUGACCUCAAUGACAAACUGGAAAAUGAACUGGCCAAUAAAGAGUCUCUCCAUCGCCAGUGUGAGGAAAAGGCACGCCACCUCCAGGAGCUUCUAGAACUGGCUGAACAGAAAUUGCAACAGACAAUGAGGAAAGCUGAGACUUUGCCUGAGGUGGAGGCUGAACUGGCCCAAAGGAUAGCUGCACUCACCAAGGCAGAGGAAAGGCACGGCAGUAUUGAAGAACGACUUCGGCAGCUGGAGACUCAAUUGGAGGAAAAGAACCAAGAAUUGUCACGGGCUCGUCAGCGGGAGAAAAUGAAUGAGGAACAUAACAAGCGGCUGUCUGAUACUGUAGAUAGACUUCUGAGUGAAUCCAAUGAACGGCUUCAGCUUCAUCUGAAAGAACGGAUGGCAGCCCUUGAAGAGAAGAGGAGGCUGUCAGAUGAGAUUGACAAACUGAGAUUAGAAAUUGGCCAGUUAAAGACCAGAAGUGGAUCUUUCCUUGAUAGUGUACAUACAAGGUCCCUUGUUGGAAGUACUCCAGAUCUCAGAUAUCCCCUGAGUACCAUGGUGCAUGUAACACCUGAACCCUUUGGAACACCCUCCAGCCUUCACCGGGCACCAAAGAGCCGAUUUACAGCUCUGAGGGAAGAACCCUCCAAGGACUGGGAGCUUGCCCAGCCAGGUGGGUUCUGGCCACCACAGCUCACAUUUGACAGACCAGAAAUCUCUGAUGUCGAUGAGGAUGAUCAGGAAACAGUCUUUAGCUCCCUGAUGCUGUCUCCUAGUGGCCAUUCUGAUGCCCAGACCCUUGCCAUGCUUCAGGAACAGUUGGAUGCCAUCAAUGAGGAGAUCAGAAUGAUCCAGGAAGAGAAGGAAUCAACUGAGCUGCGGGCUGAACAGUUGGAAAGCCGUCACCACGGUAGCAUGGGGCCUAAUUUAACACAGCUCCGGAAGAGAGCAUCCAUUCCCACCUCCCUGACUGCCUUGUCCUUGGACUCAUCUCCUCCUGUCAGUGGUCGCUCCACUCCGAAGCUCAGUUCUCGCAGCGCAGCUCAAGUUGAUCGAAUAUGCAGCAUGACUCUUCCUAGUGACCUGAGGGAACAUCGGAGAAAGUUACUUUCACCAGCUGGUCGAGAUGAAAGUCGAGAAGAUAAAACUACCAUAAAAUGUGAGACUUCUCCUCCUUCCUCACCCAGGACCCUGCGUCUGGAGAAGCUUGGACAUCCUGCUCUAAGUCAGGAGGAAGGCAAGAGUUCUUUGGAGGACCAAGCAAGUAACCCCAGCAGCAGUAAUAGCAGUCAGGACUCUCUGCACAAGGGCUCCAAGAGGAAAGGCAUAAAAUCUUCUAUUGGACGCUUAUUUGGAAAAAAAGAAAAAGGCCGCUUGAUCCAGCUGAGCAGAGAAGGUGCUACUGGGCAAGUUAUAUUAGCAGAUUCAGAGAUCAACAUACAGGAUUCUCUUGGUCUUGGCAAGCUAGGUGCUCAAGCAGAGAAAGAUCGCCGGCUCAAAAAAAAACAUGAGCUUUUGGAAGAGGCUCGAAGAAAAGGCAUCCCCUUUGCUCAAUGGGAUGGCCCAACUGUAGUCUCCUGGCUGGAGCUUUGGGUGGGUAUGCCUGCCUGGUAUGUCGCAGCAUGCAGAGCAAAUGUGAAGAGUGGUGCUAUAAUGUCUGCCUUGUCAGAUACAGAGAUACAAAGAGAGAUUGGUAUUAGCAAUGCACUUCACCGAUUAAAACUGCGCCUUGCAAUUCAAGAAAUGGUGUCGCUAACAAGCCCAUCAGCUCCACCCACCUCAAGGACAUCAUCUGGAAAUGUAUGGGUCACACACGAAGAAAUGGAAACAAUGGCAACUUCAACCAAAACGGACACUGAAGAGGGCAGUUGGGCACAGACCCUGGCUUAUGGGGACAUGAAUCAUGAGUGGAUAGGGAAUGAAUGGCUUCCUAGCCUAGGUCUCCCACAGUAUCGCAGCUACUUCAUGGAGUGUCUUGUAGAUGCACGAAUGUUGGAUCAUUUGACUAAGAAAGAUCUUCGAGUUCACCUGAAGAUGGUGGACAGUUUCCAUCGAACAAGCCUACAGUAUGGUAUUAUGUGCCUGAAGAGACUGAAUUAUGAUAGAAAGGAGCUGGAGAGGAGGCGGGAAGAAAGCCACCAUGAAAUUAAAGAUGUAUUAGUCUGGACCAAUGAUCAAGUAAUUCACUGGAUUCAAUCUAUUGGGCUUAGAGAGUAUGCCAACAACAUUAUUGAGAGUGGAGUCCAUGGAGCACUCAUAGCUUUGGAUGAAAAUUUUGAUUAUAAUAGUCUGGCACUUGUGUUACAAAUACCAACUCAAAACACUCAGGCACGGCAGGUGAUGGAGAGAGAAUUCAACAACCUGCUUGCCUUGGGCACUGAUAGGAGGCUUGAUGAUGGUGACGACAAGACUUUUCGGAGGACGCCCUCCUGGCGAAAGCGUUUCCGUCCCCGAGAGUUUCAUAGCAUCAACAUGCUCAGUGGGUCAUCAGAAACUCUGCCAGCAGGAUUCCGAGUCACCUCCUUAGUUCCCUUGCCACCUCCUUCAGCACCACCGAAGAAAAUGCCACCAGAAGUUGGUGCAUCUGGGUCCCAAAGACUGGAGACAUCCACAGUUCGCACAUACUCCUGCUGAGAUUCAGUUUCCAAUGGGACUUGGCCCAGGCCCCAGCACAUUCCCACUAUUUGUAUGGUUAUAUGCUGGCUCCUUUCCGGGAGUAGGCCAGAGACCAGACUAUGCCUGCUCCUUGGCUCCAAAGAACAGAAGCUACAGGUGAACCAGUUCAGACCAUAGGCCAAAAGGACACUGUUUCUCCUGCUUGUAUACAAUUUCUUGGUUUCCUGUUUGGUGUCCUUAAAUCCCAGUUAUAUCAGUGGUGUCCCAUUUAUCCCUCCGCCUUCUCUUGGCUUUAGACUCAAUCUCAGAGAGAGAGACUGAGGGGGGGGGGGGACAGGCUUUUCUAUCCCCAAGUCUAUCUUGUAUGUGAUGCUGUGAACUUGAGAUAGGUCUGGUAAGACAUGAAAGCACCUUAAUGCUCUUCUGCAGUAGUCCCUGCACCAAGAUCUACCUGUACUUCAUCCUACCACUAUGCCUGAGAGCAACAGUAGCUGUCUGUUCCUACAGAUAGUUUGGACUGAAUAAGACAAUCACCAAGGAAACAAUGCUAUGAGAACAAGGAAAACUGAAGUUAGCAAUCUCCCUUGGGUGCACCAGCCUUCUGCUGAUGCUUUCAGUCAUGCUACAGGUUACGAGCUUCUGCCUAUGGACAGUAUUGGUCCUUAGAUAAAAAGGCCAGGGUUAGAAACAGAGUGGGGUAGUGAUCCUUAAUGGAAGAUGAGGAAGAGAUUAGCUCUCAAGCAAGUUUGUAUGUCUUCCAGGCCCCAUGUCUGUUUAUUAAAUGAAAUCAGAUUCUGGGAGUACAUGUGAUGUCCUUACAUAUCUCUGUUGGGUGCACAGUAAUUACCCUAUUUUCCCCUUGUAGACAAACAGAAAAUCUCCCUUUCUUCUCUUUGCAUUUACAGGUAGCCUAUGAUUCAAAAGAUUCCUAGCUGUUACUGUUUCUCCUCUCUAGGGUAGGAUCUGUUUGUCUCCUCAUGCUGCCUUUUGCCUUGUGUGGCCCCCUAUUACUGACGUGGUAUUUCUUGGUGACUGGAAUGCCCUAUACUCAUACCGUGCUGUUUGGAAGUGCAAUAUCCAAGAGACUGUACAUUUGCAAUGUUUUUUUUUUUUGGUGUACAACUUGCCUAAUACAGUAUUAAAUAUUUUUUUAAUUUAAAGAAUAAGUGAUCCGUUUAUAUCAAUAACCUCUUUCUUUUGUCAUAUUGGUACUGCAUGGAUUCCAAACCCUGCAAACAGGUCAGGAAAGGAUGUAUGUUUGUUCCAAUAAACCAGAUUUUAAAGCAAG